AUGACAUCCGCCACCAACACCAACACCAACACCAUCACGGUGACUCUCACCCAACUGGCCAAGAUGAUCGACCACUCCCUCCUUCACCCAACAAUGACAGAUGCCGACAUCGUCAACGGAUUACGUAUUUCAAAGGAAUGCAACGUCGCCACCGCCUGCGUGAAGCCAUACCUCAUCCCCCUCGCCAAACGCGAGCUCGCCGGCUCCGACGUCAAGGUCUGCCCGGUAAUCGGAUUUCCCCACGGCAAUAGCACGACGGAAAUCAAAGUUAUCGAAGCGAGCGCCGCAGCCGACGCGGGCGGCGUGGAGAUUGACAUGGUCGUGAACAUCGGCAAGGUCCUCGGUGGAGACUGGGAAUACGUGAAAGACGAGAUUGCCGCGAUCAACACGGCAGUUGUCAGCCGGGGCGCAAUCUUGAAGGUAAUCUUUGAGAACGACUAUCUCCGGCCAGAGCAUAUCAUCCGGUUGUGUGAAAUCUGUACGGAAAUCGGUGUCGCGUUUGUGAAGACCUCGAGUGGGUAUGGAUUCGUCAAGCAGCACGACGGGUCAUAUAACUACCUGGGUGCGACGGUGUCUGAUCUCAAGCUUAUGCGACAACACUCGGGACCCGAGGUGCAGAUCAAAGCGGCUGGUGGAGUUCGGUCGCUUGAUGAUCUGUUACAUGUGAUGAGUCUGGGAGUCACAAGGAUUGGCGCGACAGCCACAGUGGCCAUCUUGGAAGAUGCGAAGAAGAGAGGUAUUGGGAUGGAGCCCACAACGGUUGAGUUCAAGCCGAUGUUUGAGAAGGCCGGGGGUUAUUGA
Molecule: messenger RNA, 801 nt
Organism: Penicillium manginii
Lineage: Eukaryota; Fungi; Ascomycota; Eurotiomycetes; Eurotiales; Aspergillaceae
Product: 2-deoxyribose-5-phosphate aldolase
Exons: 1
Coding region: 1-801 (266 amino acids)
Biological process (GO): deoxyribonucleotide catabolic process; carbohydrate catabolic process
Cellular component (GO): cytoplasm
Molecular function (GO): deoxyribose-phosphate aldolase activity
Source: RefSeq, a predicted model, not a curated record